Molecule: messenger RNA, 1572 nt
Organism: Acanthosepion pharaonis
Lineage: Eukaryota; Metazoa; Mollusca; Cephalopoda; Sepiida; Sepiidae
Source: the annotation of a GenBank genome assembly
AUGAAUAAAAAAUCAAUCACUAUUUUUAAAAUAUCUAUCUAUCUAUCUAUCUAUCUAUCUAUCUAUCUAUCUAUCUAUCUAUCUAUCUAUCGCUAUACCCGAACACAAAAAUGGAUUUUGCUCGACAACGGGUCUUUUCAACAACUGAGCGACGGCCAUAUUGAUUGGUUAAACCCGGACGAAACUUUCUCUAUUUUCUGGGCGAUACUAAGGAUUCGAACUAGCAAACGUUUCACCUGUUUUAUGAGGAGAUUUUUUCGUAUAGCGUUUGUCCUCUUCACACCCAUCGUUCUUUAUGUAAUGCUUAUUGUUUAUUAUCUUCAUAAAUACAAUCAGUUGCUUAUUUACUUAAAAGAAGGUUUGCCAUUGGGCUAUCUAUCGAUAAUGUUCGGCUUUCGACGCAGUUUUGAAAAUACAGAUGGUUUCGUAGGUGGGCCGAUUAUCUCUCUUUUCACUUAUUGUUCUGUCGGUUUUAUUCUUAUCUCAAUUCCGACAAGCAUUCCCAACGCUUUGUGUACGCACAUCAUCAGACAAAGUGAGUCCUGCACAUUUCUUCAAGUGGAUAUCGAUAUUCUGGAAAAAUAUGGCAGCGUCAGAGUUCGCAGUUUGUACGAUUUUGAAAGGGUCUACGGUAUUCUCAAAGCACGACUCCUGAUGUCAAUAAACCCAUCCUUUUGGGCUGAACUUGUUUCUCUUUGGUUGUCCCGAAUGCUUCGCUUGACAGACUACCUCCAAGCAACAUUUUUCCUUUCCAACCAGAUAGUGUGGUUUUUAUUAUUUCUUCUUUCGGGUAGCAUCUUAAUAAUCCCCUGCCUGUUAGAAGCGUGCCUCUGUAUACUCUGUUACAGUGUUCCUAUCAGUUUCAUUUUCUUUACCGUUCCUAAGGGUUACUUUGUCUCUUACGUUCUGCCACGUAUACGCAGCCAUCAAAUUCAAACUUGUUUUACAGGAAUCCUACUGGCCAUUUGCAUCGUUGGCGGUUUUUAUUUCUUCUACUGUUAUUCCUUGUAUGUGUUUUGUGUUUCUUUCUUCAUCGUAUCACGAUUUGUGAUUCAAACAUUUACCGUCGUAAUACUCAAUCCAGAAUAUUCCAUGUAUCUGGUCAGCAUCCUUUUUUGUUUCUACUAUAUUUACGAGCUGGGACGACAAGUCAUCAUCAAUUAUCGCCAGCUGUUGUCGAUUUCAAUUCAGAUUGCAGAAAAAGCUCAGUCCGAAGAGAACAGUUUUAUAUUCGAUCGUCCGUUUGUGUUAGUGUCCUACGCGUCUGAUAAAUACAUACGUUCAGAUAUUUUCUUAGCAAUCAUCAGGAAACAUUUUCCCUUACGUUACGAGUUGGCUUGGGCUUGUGGAAAAGCGUCAGUCGUCUUGUUUUUCUUGGUUAUCUCCCUUGAUAUUUUCUUCAUUACUAACACACAAGCAUUGGCUUUCCCUAAACAUAUCUUACAUUUUGUUCUCUUUCUUUCUUUCUUUCUUUCUUUCUUUCUUUCUUUCUUUCUUUCUUUCUUUCUUUCACCCUCUCACUUCGAUGAGGAGGCGGUCCUGUCACUACGGGUGACCCCCCCCCCCACGUAA